Molecule: messenger RNA, 4082 nt
Organism: Asparagus officinalis (garden asparagus)
Lineage: Eukaryota; Viridiplantae; Streptophyta; Magnoliopsida; Asparagales; Asparagaceae
Product: tRNA(adenine(34)) deaminase, chloroplastic
Exons: 4
Coding region: 230-3952 (1240 amino acids)
Biological process (GO): tRNA wobble adenosine to inosine editing
Cellular component (GO): chloroplast
Molecular function (GO): tRNA-specific adenosine deaminase activity
Source: RefSeq, a predicted model, not a curated record
CCGGUGUUGCUGUAAAGGAGAGGUAUUUGAGUCGGGUGAUCGAGAGUAUGAAGAUGAUGAAGAUUUGGCUAGGGUUUCGGGAAGCGGGACGAGGAGAAGGAAGGGUUUUGACCGGGGGAUUAGAGAUGGAGAAAGAGAGAGGGAGUAUGGUUAUGAGGAGAGGGAAGGAUCGAGAAGGAAGUUGGGGUCUCAUGGGAAGGAUGGUUAUGGAAGGGUUUCGACAAAUGAGAUGAGAAGGAAGUACGGAGACAGCGACGACGAUAAUUUGGUUAGGGUUUUGAGAAAUGGGAGGAGGAGGAAGUAUGACGAAGAUGAUGAAGAUUUGGUUAGGGCUCCGGGAAAUGAGAGGAGAAGGAUGUAUGAAGAUGAUGAUGGGGAUUUGGGUAGGAGGAGGAGGAGGUACGAAGACGAUGAUGAUGAUUUGGUUAGGGUUUCGAGAAAUGAGAGGGGAAGGAAGGAUUUUGAUCAGAGAUUGAGAGAUGAAGAGGAGAAUGUAGCUUCGUGGAAGGAUUGCCGCCGUGAAGCAAGAGAGAAGGAUUAUGAUUAUGAGGAUAGAGAAGCUUUAGGUAGAGAGAGAUAUGCUAAGUACAAGAAUGAAUCAUAUGGGAGGAAUGUUGAUAGAGGAGAGAGCUCGAAGGCUUUUGAUAAGAGGUGGAGUGAAAUAGAUAAACGUGUAGUUGGGCAAGAAGUUAGGAAGUACAAAAAUGAUGAAGAUUUGGUUAGGGUUUCGAGAAAUGAGAUUAGAAGAAAUGAGUUUGAUCGCAAAAUUCGAGAUAAAGAGGAGAAUAUUGCAUCAUUGGAUAGAGAGAGAUAUUCGGAGUACAGGAAUGAAUCCAGGAGGAUAAAUGUGGAUAGAGGAGAGAGCUCUACAUCUUUUGAUAAGAGGCAAAGUGAGAUAGAUAAACGAGUAGUUGCUCAAGCUGAUUCAAGAAAUAGUUCAUUACGAGCUGGUGAUGUCGAGAGGUUGUCUAACUUGCAGGGACGCUAUGAUGAAGGAAGGAUGAAGGAUCGAGAGGAAAGGCUAAGUUCAGUGAAUUUUUUUUCUCAAGUGACGAGGGAUGAGAGGAUACAAAACGAUCAAAAUGCAGUUGAUAAGGUGGAAAUAAGCGAGCAAUAUGGAACAAAUGCUACUGAUUCUAGGUAUCGUGUAAGUGAUACUGAAGGGGCCAAUAAUUCGAAGACUAACCUUGAGAUCAGCAGGGAUGAUGAAAUCUCAUCCAGUUCGCACAGACACUUUGAAGAAGAAAGAGUGAAGCAUAAGGAGGAUAAAUCUUCCUCAGUUGAGAACUCAGUUCGGAUGAGGAUAAAUGAAGUGUCUAAUGUGAACCAACAAUCUAUAAAUCAGCAGUAUAUUGAUCAUCAAUAUAUUAAUCAGAAGUAUGAAAAUCGAUCUAAUUCUUCUAAGAUUCAUGCGAGUAGCACUGAAAGGGACAGCAACUCAAAGAACUCUCUUCGGAUUAGAGCUGAUGAUCGAGAACAGCAUUUAACUUCUAAUCUGGUCUGUAGAUCUACGGACGAGUCAAGAGUUGAAUCUCAAUUGAAUUCUAGUGUAUCUGAGUUUAGGCGGGAUGAAGAAAGGGUUUCUGAUUUGCAACAGGUGGCAACUAUAAGACCAGAGAACGAAAGAGAAACUUCCUCAUCAGUCAUGAUUCAUGACGAGAGGGAUAAUAGGCAAAAGAGUAAUCUCAUUGAGGAGAGUUCUUCGCAAGUGAAAGGCGAUGCAAUGGAUUCAGCUAGUAGAUAUGAUGAAUCUUCUGCAAUGUAUUUGGGUGAGUUUGUUGAUAAACUGUGGCAGGAAAGAUUAGCUUUAGAAAGUUCUGAACUUCACAUGGGUGAGUUUGUCGAGAAACUAAGGCAGGAAAAAUUAGCUUUAGAAAGUUCUAAAGGUAACAAGGGAAAAACUCACAGAGAGACUUAUAAAGAAAUGACUGCUGCAGACGUUGAUGUGGAUGAUGAUAUCACCAGACACGGAGUGAAGUAUAUAGAAGAAAGUGGAAGGAAAUGUUCAUCAAGGCCUGCAAUGAAAGGGCCAUCUGAUGAGAUGUGGGAAGUAAAGGGCAUGUCUUCUCAAGAACCUUCCGAAAUAGAAGGAAAACAAGAAGAAGACACUGAGAAGGAGCCUCUGGUUGCAGAAGUCGUGGACUCUAAUAUUUCUCCAGGUAUUGCUGAAAGUGUCAUCAGUAGAAGAUCUCACAAAUCUUUAUGGGCUUAUAUUGCUGAUAUAAUGAAGAUUGGUUGGGCACACCGUGCUGGAAGUCAAAGCUCCGUCAAGAAAUCGGGGAGAAGUUCAUCGAAUGUGUCUACAAGCAGCGAGGCUUGGUUUGAGCCAGACGAGACCCAUGAUGAGACCGAGAAGGAGAAAGAUGUCUCGCAAAAAGCACCACUGCCCUCAAAAAAUCCUACAGAGAAUGCGUCAACAUCAACAAGCACCGUGAAAAGAGGUUCAUCUUCAUCGUUUAAGAGCGUUUCAGCAGCGGAAGAAAUAGAGCUGCGAGAAAGUGAAAAGAUAAGAGGUGAUACUCUUUCUAGUGAAACAAUUACUGAGCAGUCAUUAAUUCCUACAAUAAACACGGCUUCAUCUUCACUCUGUGAAUCUGGAGGUUUUCAGAUGCAGAGAAGUAAUGCUCCUGAGUCUGAAGAGGUGUCUGGUAGGCAAAAACAACUUGAAGCCACUGAAAUUGGGGAAAGCUACAGGGGACUGAAGAAAAGGAAUGACUCACUGAAAGAAUCAACACCAACAAUGAUGAACGUUGAACAAUCAAAUCUAGGUCCCUCAGGCUCAAUGGAGACCAUGAGAAGAGCUUCAUCGUUGAAAGGUGUAAGCCUAGUUUCCAGGGAAGAAGUUUUCAAGCCAAAUGGUGGUGAUAAGGGGCAGGGUGUUGUCUCUGCUGUGGACGAGUCAUCAGUGUCGACAGCUAAAACGACUCCACCUUCAAUGCUUGAAAUUGAAAGUGUUCAGAAUGCAGGUGGCAGAUUACAGAAACUAGAAGAGAUCACUGAAAUUGGGGGAACUGAGGGGGAGCUAAAUAGGAGGAAACUUCAAAAGAACAAAAAGGUCUUGAGAGGACAGUUUGAUGAUUGGGAAGAAGGUGUUGUCUCUGCUGUUAACCAAUCAUCAGUGUUGACAGCUAAAGUUACUCCACCUUUAAUACCUGAAACUGGAAGUGUUGAGAUUGCAGGCAGUGGAUUACACAAGUUAGAAGAGAUCACUGAAGGGGAGAAACUGCCAGAAGUUACUGGAACUGAGGGGCAACUGAGAGGGAGGAAACUUCAACGGAACAAGCAGGUAUUAAGAGAACAGUUUGAUGAGUGGGAAGAAGCAUAUAAGCUUGAAAGUGAACAGCGAAAGAUGGAUGAAUUCUUUAUGAGGGAAGCUCUGUUAGAGGCUAAGAAGGCUGCAGAUACUUGGGAGGUUCCAGUUGGGGCUGUUUUGGUUCAGAACGGGAAGAUUAUCGCUCGUGGCUGUAAUCUAGUUGAGGAGAUGAGAGAUUCUACUGCACACGCUGAAAUGAUAUGUAUCCGUGAAGCGUCUAAUCUUCUUCGGACAUGGCGCCUUGCGGAGACUACCCUUUACGUGACGCUUGAACCAUGUGCCAUGUGUGCUGGGGCUAUUCUUCAGGCUAGGGUUGAUACUGUGGUAUGGGGAGCUCCAAACAAGCUAUUAGGAGCUGAUGGCAGUUGGGUCAGGUUAUUUCCUGGAGACGUAGGAACUAGCAGUUUAGACUCCUCAAAUCAGAGCGCAGGUCCUGUCCAUCCCUUCCACCCGAAGAUCAGAAUAAGGCGAGGCAUCCUUGCAACUGAAUGCGCAGAUGUAAUGCAGCAGUUCUUCCAGCUCAGGAGGAAGAAGAACAAGAAAGAGCAGCAACCAUCGCCGCCCUCUUGGAUAUCAACUAGACCACACAAAUUCUUUGCAAGGAUGCACGAUGUCUUCUCUGUGAUGUUUUGCUUGUAGAAAUUGAGGUAUGUUUGAUGUAGUUGUAUGAUUUGUUGGUAUUUUCUUCUAGUGUAAUCAAAAGUUCGAUUCCUGUUGUGUCAGAAUAGUAGUUGAAUAAAAGUUUUGCUUCUGACUGUGUUUUCUCCAA